AUGACUUCAGCUGACUUACCUGAACAGCUCUUACUUGAUGGUGGUUUGGAGACUUGGGUAAUUAAUGUCAUGCAGACCUGUACUUGUCCAGUCAUUCAUGAACCAACAGACUUUCAGGCCAAGUUAAUGUCAUUCCUCGCUCAUGAAGGGAAGACCUUAGCUGAUGUCACAGAUUUGUUAACUCCUGCUCUGCCCACCCCAAGAGACCUUAAUACAGAGCUAGUGACUGCUAUAUCCUCAUUGCUUGACAGGUGCCACAUGCCUACUGAUGGACAAGGGUAUCGCAAGCUCCGUUUGUUCUCAGGUGUCAAGCCAACUCCAUAUGGAGAAGAGGAGUAUGAGGCCUGGGCUGAACAAACUGCGCAUAUGCUGGAUGAAUGGCAGUGUCUUGACACAGUUAAGAAACAAAGAAUUGCUGAGAGUCUUAAAGGGCCAGCAGCAGACAUUGUUCGAUCUCUAAGAGUGAGUGAUCCCAACUCCUCUGCCAGUGACUAUUUAAAAGCCCUUGAAACAGCUUUUGGUACCACUGAGAGUGCAGCUGAUCUCAUGGUGAGAUUCCAUCACACAUUCCAACAGGAAGGUGAGAGACUUUCAGCCUACAUACUCAGACUGGAUAAGUUGUUGCACGCAGUUUAUCAUAAAGGUGGUAUUCCAGUGAAAGACAUGAAUCAUACUCACAUUGAGCAAGUGGCGAGAGGAUCCCUACCUCAUGAUCUGGUGGCACUGCGCAUAAGGAUGACAUACAAACUUAAGCCUGAUCCAAGCUUCACAGAGCUGCUGCGUGAUGUCAGAGAAGAGGAAGAAAUGAUUCUUGAAAGACAAACUGUGAAAAAUGUCACGCCCACAUCUUGA
Neoarius graeffei (lesser salmon catfish) is the source of this 852-nucleotide messenger RNA. Its product is annotated as paraneoplastic antigen Ma1 homolog. The transcript has a single exon. Bases 1 to 852 code for a protein of 283 amino acids. The record is from RefSeq and is a predicted model, not a curated record. NCBI's taxonomy places the organism in Eukaryota, Metazoa, Chordata, Actinopteri, Siluriformes, Ariidae.